CCAAAAUUCAAACCAAACCCGAGCUCCGCCCUCUCGCCCUUUCCAGAAUCUGAAAUGACGCCGGAAAAUCUCCUCCAUCUCCUUCAAACCACUCAAAAGUGCACCUUUGGAUGUCCGAUCAUCGACCGCUCCGUCGGCGGCGGCGUCGCUUGCAACUCCCUCACCGAGAUUGUCUCCGAGAGCGGCUGCGGUAAAACCCAGCUCUGCCUCCAACUCUGCCAUUUCGCUCAGCUCCCCCUUUCCCUCGGCGGCCUCAACGCCUCCUCUCUCUACAUCCACACCGAAUUCCCUUUCCCCUUCCGCCGUCUUCAACAGUUCUCCCAAGCCUUUUCCUCUUCAUACCCCCAAUUUCCCAAUCCCUCCGAUCACAUAUUUGUCGAACCUGUUCACUCUGCACAACAACUGUUCGACAUAAUGCCUAAGAUAGAAUUCUUCCUUGCAAAUCGAGAUUCCCCUUUGCCCACCAGGCUCAUUGUGAUAGAUUCGAUCGCAGCAUUGUUUCGGUCUGAUUUCGAUAACACCCCGUCUGAUCUCAAGCGGCGAUCGGCUCUGUUCUUCAAGAUUUCUGGGAAGUUGAAGCUGUUGGCUAAGAGGUAUUCUUUGGCUGUGGUGUUGACAAAUCAGGUAGUUGAUUUGAUGGAUUCAUCUGAUGGUAUAAGUGCAUUGAGAAUUGGGAAUUUGAAGUCUCUAUGUUCAUCGGGACGACGAGUGUGCCCGGCGUUGGGGAUCGCUUGGGCUAAUUGUGUUAAUUCGAGAUUGUUUUUGUCAAGAAAUGAGGAAGUUGUUGGAGAAGGUGAUGGGGUGGUGAAUGGUGGUGAAUUAGCACAAAGAAGAACAAGAAGAUGGCUUCAUGUUGUUUUUGCACCUCACUUACCUAAAUCAUCUUGUGAGUAUGUAAUCAAUAGACAAGGAGUUGUGGGAGUUGAAAGCCAAUGACCUCUUCCUUUCCUCCUUUCAACUUGAUGGAAAGCUAGUUUUGUAUGAUCCAUGUUUAGAUUGUGUAAAGUGAUUGAGUUAUAAAAAUUUA
Messenger RNA from Cucurbita pepo subsp. pepo (vegetable marrow), 1027 nucleotides. It is a transcript of the gene XRCC3, whose product is annotated as homolog of X-ray repair cross complementing 3 (XRCC3). Gene Ontology annotation, biological process: t-circle formation; double-strand break repair via synthesis-dependent strand annealing; resolution of mitotic recombination intermediates. The record is from RefSeq and is a predicted model, not a curated record. NCBI's taxonomy places the organism in Eukaryota, Viridiplantae, Streptophyta, Magnoliopsida, Cucurbitales, Cucurbitaceae. Gene Ontology annotation, molecular function: four-way junction DNA binding; ATP binding; ATP-dependent DNA damage sensor activity. Gene Ontology annotation, cellular component: Rad51C-XRCC3 complex; replication fork.